Molecule: messenger RNA, 6762 nt
Organism: Amphiprion ocellaris (clown anemonefish)
Lineage: Eukaryota; Metazoa; Chordata; Actinopteri; Pomacentridae
Gene: ptpra
Product: protein tyrosine phosphatase receptor type A
Exons: 22
Coding region: 531-3065 (844 amino acids)
Biological process (GO): protein dephosphorylation
Molecular function (GO): protein tyrosine phosphatase activity
Source: RefSeq, a predicted model, not a curated record
GCUAGGCCGGCAGGUGUCGCUGCGGGCUGCGGCGGAGCGGAGCGGAGCGGAGAAGAGACGGGGCCUGGCCUGGGAAUUCGCUGCUCGCUUCCCAUUCUUCCUAUGCAGACAGACACACAACAUGGCGGACUAGAAUAGUCGGCCGACGCGCCCGGAUACAGCGGAUAAACUGUGGGAUUUAACAGGCAGGGAAGGCAAAGAAAGUCCCCUCGGUUGAGACGAGCAACGAGGGCGAAACGCUGAUUUUUCGGGGGGGUUUGUCUUCUUCACCGGGAUUUGGCGGAUAAACUGCCCGUGAAGUGUUGGCUGCUGUGUGUCCCAGAUCGUGCUUCCCUCCUCGGCUAUCGCCCAGGUCCCCCCACCCCGCUCGCACUCUCGGUUCCUGGGGUGUGGAGACAAGGGGGCCGGGGUUAGAAAAACGUGGAAGAGAAGAAGAGGGGAUAAAAUUCCUCCUCUUUCCGCCCCCCUAGACUCGGGUUUUCUCUGGGAGCUACAGGAGUUGUGGACCACGCUGUGCGAAUGAGUGAUUGAUGCCAACUUCGCUUCUUCAGGGCAGAAUGGGUGUGUGUCCCCUGCUCCUGCUGCUUGGUGUAGCCCUCAGGGCCUCAGCCCAGGAUCAUGUCCCCAUCACAAGUCCUCCAAAUAUCACUGCCAAACCCACAGACCCCCCUGUCGCACCCUCCCUCAACAUCACAGUCGCACCAGCCCCUGAGGGCCCACCCACCACGCUUGCCCCCGCAGUCUUACCGCCAACGACAAUAACAACAACAAUGACAACAACAGCUGCCACCACAACCAUGAGCGCAGCUGAAGAUGAGGACGUACAACCCGCUGGUCCCAAUUCCACCGUGCGAGUCCUGCCAAUCCCUCCUCCCCCACCUCCAGCUCCCACCGAUGCCCCUCAGCCACCACCAACCACCGAGCCUCCACCUCCUCCCACCCCAGCGGAAGGAGAUAAUGGCACUACAGCCUCAGCUCCAGACACCCCAACUCCAGACACUUAUGUUGACGAGUUAUUCGAUGUGGAUACAGAGCCCACCAUGGAACCGAAGCCUGAUUUCACAUCAGACAGCACCCCAAACGAUGGCAACCAGUCUGAUGACAUGCCAAUCAUAGCUGUGAUGGUGGCCCUGUCCUCCCUGCUGGUCAUCAUCUUCAUCAUCAUCAUCCUCUACAUGCUCAGGUUUAAGAAGUACAAGCAGGCAGGAAGCCAUUCAAACUCCUUUAGACUGACCAACGGCAGAUCAGAUGAUACAGAACUCCAGAGCGUGCCGCUAUUGGCUCGCUCGCCCAGCACAAACAGGAAGUAUCCGCCUCUUCCCGUCGACAAACUCGAGGAAGAAAUGAACCGUCGCAUGGCUGAUGACAACAAGCUCUUCAGAGAGGAGUUUAAUGCACUGCCAGUCUGCCCCAUCCAGGCAUCAUGUGACGCUGCUUCCAAGGAAGAGAAUAAGGAAAAGAACAGAUACGUCAAUAUCCUGCCGUAUGAUCACUCCAGGGUGCACCUCUCGUCUCUGGAGGGAGUCCCCGACUCUGACUUUAUUAACGCCUCCUUUAUAAAUGGCUACCAAGAGAAGAAUAAGUUUAUUGCUGCUCAAGGGCCAAAGGAGGAAACAGUAAAUGACUUCUGGCGCAUGAUCUGGGAGCAGAACACAGCCACCAUUGUCAUGGUGACGAAUCUGAAGGAGAGAAAAGAGUGUAAAUGUGCUCAGUACUGGCCGGACCAGGGCUGCUGGACAUAUGGGAACAUCCGUGUGUCUGUAGAGGACACAAUGGUUCUGGUGGACUACACUAUCCGCAAGUUCUGCAUCCAACAGGUAGGAGACGUCUCUGGGAAGAAGCCUCAAAGGCUCAUCACCCAGUUCCACUUUACCAGCUGGCCAGACUUCGGGGUGCCCUUCACCCCCAUUGGCAUGCUCAAGUUCCUUAAGAAAGUCAAGACGUGCAACCCCCAGUAUGCUGGGCCCAUUGUUGUUCACUGCAGUGCGGGUGUGGGGAGGACAGGUACCUUUAUUGUGAUCGAUGCCAUGUUGGACAUGAUGAUUGCAGAGAGGAAGGUGGACGUGUUUGGCUUCGUCACCAGGAUAAGAGCCCAGCGCAGUCAGAUGGUCCAGACUGAUAUGCAGUACGUUUUCAUCUUCCAAGCAUUGUUAGAGCACUACCUUUAUGGAGACACGGAGCUAGAAGUCACCUCUCUGGAGUCCCACUUGGCCAAACUGUAUGCCCCCUCACCUGGAGCUGGCUGCAGUGGUCUGGAGGCCGAAUUCAAGAAACUGACAUCCAUCAAGAUUCAGAAUGACAAGAUGAGAACAGGCAACCUUCCUGUCAACAUGAAGAAGAACAGAGUCCUACAGAUCAUUCCAUAUGAGUUCAACAGAGUGAUCAUUCCAGUCAAACGAGGAGAGGAGAACACCGACUACGUCAAUGCCUCUUUCAUUGAUGGCUACCGUCAGAAGGACGCAUACAUGGCGAGCCAGGGGCCCCUGCAGCACACCAUCGAGGACUUCUGGAGGAUGAUCUGGGAGUGGAGAAGCUGUUCCAUAGUCAUGCUCACUGAGCUGGAGGAGAGAGGGCAGGAAAAGUGUGCUCAGUACUGGCCCAGUGAUGGAGUGGUGGUCUUUGGGGACAUCUCCAUUGAGAUAAAAAGGGAGGAGGAGAGUGAAAGCUACACGGUGCGUGACCUCCUGGUCACCAACAACAGGGAGAACAAGGCUCGAGCGGUGCGUCAGUUCCAUUUCCAUGGCUGGCCAGAGGUGGGCAUCCCUACUGACGGUAAAGGCAUGAUCAACAUUAUCGCUGCGGUGCAGAAACAACAGCAGCAGUCUGGCAACCACCCCAUCACUGUGCACUGCAGUGCUGGUGCUGGCCGGACGGGGACUUUCUGUGCGUUGAGUACAGUUCUGGAGAGGGUGAAGGCAGAAGGCAUCCUGGAUGUCUUCCAGACAGUGAAGAGCCUCAGACUGCAGAGACCCCACAUGGUGCAGACACUGGAGCAGUACGAGUUCUGCUACAAAGUGGUCCAGGAGUAUAUCGAUGCUUUCUCUGACUACGCCAACUUCAAGUAGGGACCUGUCAUGGAUGGACGGACGGAUGGAUUUCCACGUACACUUCAUGCAAGCAUAUGCACCCACCAGAACACACACAUACAAUACAUUGCCAUGCAGAAAAAGCUGCGUAUUUCCAUUUGAUGGAUCUUUUAAAAAGACUCAUCACAACUUCAUCUGUGGAUGGGAUGAACUGCCCGGAGGAAAAGGGAGCAGUGGUCUCCGCCCGAAGGAUAGGGCAGCGCAGUUGGACACAGAGAAUAACUGAGAUGCCUUCUUGAAUAUUUUGUAAUGUUGUUAAUACGGCCCUUCACCCCUAUUUUGCUUUCCAUCUUCACCCCCCCAUAUGUAUAUAUACUUACUGUGUUGCAUUUUAUUAUUUUAUUACUUUGGUUUUAGACACAGUUUUGAGUUUGGCUGCAUUUUUGGGUGGCACCUGUAAUGUAUUUUAUUGGUAUAUAUAUAUAUAAAUAUAUAAAUAUAUAUGAAUAUAAAUCUAAUGCUUUGAUGGCUAAUGUACAACAUCCAGAGUCAAGGUAAUGAUGUUUGGAUUUCUUUUUUUUUUUUUUUUUUUUUUUUUACUUUUUAGGGACAGUGACUUAAAACAUUUUUGACUUUGGCUGAGCCACGCUGUAGCGACGUGUGUGUGGUAGCAGAAGUUUCUACAUUCACCAACAAAUCCUGGACUGUUUUUCACUAGAGGACAUGCAUACACAUUCACAUACACAGUCCAAGACAUUUAUCUUCACACAAAAGUUGGUUGCAUCUACUUAGCUAAAACAUUUUUCAAUCGACUUGCAAUUUCUCUCCAUAAAGUUUCAGGGCUUCAAGGGUAGCUCACGAUUGGAGAACACAACAUCAGUGAUGUAGCUCAUAGUCUCAGGUUUUCACACACAAACAUACACGCUAAAUACCAGGAGCCAUUAAUUAUUUUGGAGCAUCUGUGUGUGUGUUUGUUUGAACUGGAGCAUAAGCUGGCAGACAAGGCUUGGUGUGUUUUCACAUCACUGUCUUCUGUCCGUCGAGUGCCAAAGUCCUUCACUCGUUUGAUUUUGUAGCUCUGGAGUCUGACAAAUUCUACCAACCAUGUUCAGACAUUCAGAACAAGAAAAGCCGUUUCACUGUCCGAGUAUCAGUAAUUACCGCUCUACAGGAAUUUAAAGUUCAAAAACACUACGAUUUUUGUUUUGCCCCAUACAGUCAAGAUAUAUGAGGGUUUUCUGAAGAUUUUUUUUUGAUAUUUUAAGGUCUGUUACAGUGUCAGCUGCAGUGUUGAUCAUGUUAACAAACCAAAUUACAAAGAAUACAAUCAUAAUUAACUCCAUUACUGCAUCGUAGAGAUCAACAGAUCCUACAUACCCAGCUCAUUUCUUUUCUUGUUUACAGACACACGUCAGUAUUUCUUGUAGAUUGUGUUAAGCAUUUCUUUUCCAUAUGGGUUUCCUUUGAGUCUGCUGGGAUUGACCAUUGUUUUUUUUAUAUUGUCACUAUGUCAUAUGGUUGCUCCUUUGAAGAAUGAGUCCCCUUUUAUUUCCCACCAUGGAUACUGAUGCCGAAGAAUGUUUCUUUUUAUUCAAAUGCUGUUGCUAACCUAUUCUUCAAAAACAGAUACAUUGUUACUUUAAUAGAAGAGGUGUGCCAUUUUGUUUGCUCUGAAAUUUUUUUUUUAAUAGAUGUCCUGUGAGGACACUCAGACUUGAACUACAGUGUUUUUUAUCUCAUCCGAGGUCACUAUUGAGGCCGUGCCCUUUGUGAUUGUAAUAAAAGAUAAAUGAUGUCAGUUAACUGCAGGGCUUGAGGUCAGUCCUAAUUUCAAGUCAGUCAGCUCAGGAAAUGACUGAAGCCAGAAUUUUUAAAAUUUACAAAUUGAAGAAAUUCACCUUGUGUUUAUCUCCACAAGUGGUCUUAGCUCCCGCCACAGUUCGGGUAUUCAGAUACUAUUCCUUAGCUGGAUUUUAAUAGACUUUAUUGACAUGAUGGUAAAAAUAUUUUCUUCCAGGAAUUUUUCAAAAUACUUCAAUCUUUCUUGAUGUCAAACUUUAGCUGAAAAAAUAGACCCAUACUUGUGCAUAUUUUACACUCCUGUAUGUUGUUACUCUAAUUAAAGGAAGGAGCACAAUCAAAUUUAAUUUAUUGAUGGUAGCUGUCACUAAAACAGUACAUGCUGAACUUCGAGGAGGGGUGAUUGUGUCAAUGUUGAUUGUCUGAACACUCAUGCACUAUUUGCACCAAAAGCAAAGCCCUUAGAAAUACAGAGCCAAAUACGAGAUAAGGUCAGAAUGAUCACAUGGCCUUGAUUUGAGAAUUAUAUUUGAACUCUAGAGCAGCUCUUUCAGGUCUCAAAGCCACCAGGUUAAGCCUCGUGUCAGGCCCCUGCGUGGACUUCAAGUAGCAAAUAGUUGAAUUGACCAGUCACUGAAUUUGAUUGCUGUUUGUGCAUCAUUAACUUCAUUUCAGGUCUUCUUUUGUUCCAAAGCAUCACAAGUGCCCGCACUAUUAGUUAGGUGCCAUUAUGUUCUUCAUUUAUUUACGUUGUUACUUACUGGGUCUUUAACUAAUAGAGGAGGGGAUGCUUAGCUGUUCUAUGCUUAAAUUACAGCAUUUUAAUGUGUGUGUUUGCAUCAUGUGAUUUACAAUGCCUCACUGCGAUUUGAAAGCAAAACAGGACACUGUGCCAACCCACGAGACCCGCUGUUACUAAAAACUAAAAGAAGUGCCUCAGUGGAAGGUUUUCAAAACGAAUCAAUUCUCCAAACUUGUCAUCCUUUGCAUUUUCUUUACCCACGUGCAUUCCCUCAUCUAUCACCUGAAGACUAAUGACAAACCCUUUUUGUGUGGCAAUACCAACACUGGGUCGGUCAUCUUUGCUUUCACAUUCCCUCUAGUUGCAUAUAUGUGGAUUCCUUGAUUGUGCAGAUCAGACUAACUCUGGGGCCCCUCUUUAAUGAAUUCCCUUUGAAUUGAAUGGCUUCAUUUCAUUCCAUAUCAGAUGAAUGCGGGAUCCAUGACAAGUAAUCAGUUGUGGGUGCCUAAAUGUUAAAAUUCUGAGAUUUUUUCCCCACAACAAAUACAUCUUUUCUCACCAAGGGAAACCAGUUGUCCCUGUUUUGUCUCUUUAUUCUUGGAGCUUUGUCCCAGUGGGGUGGUUCAAAUGCCCCAGCAAAAUCAUUUACUUCAAGUCUGGAAAGGGAGACUGCAGAAAACUAGAGUUCAGCUUUUCUCUUCUUGCCAACUUUAUGUGUCUUGUCUGUCUCUUAUCCAGCUCCAUUCACUGCUGUCCACUUAUUGCUUUGUUUCCCUUCUUUCAAUUUGUUCUUGGACCAUUUUUCCCAGUGGUCAACGCCCACUCCCCUUUUGUACAUAAUGUAAGGUUAUUUAUAUUUCAUUCCUGUCUGCUGCCUUGCUUAUUUUAUUUUCUUCUCCCCCUUUCUUUUCUUCAGUUUUUUUUUUUUUAAAAGAUGUAAAUUGAACUGUAUCGGGACCAUUCUGAAAUGUAUUAGAGCUGUUAUGUUUUGGCCAUUUUUAAUUUGGUAUAAUUGUCUUAAGCAAAUCCUAUAUUUUAAUUUGCCUAAGUUUGUUUCUGGUGUUUUGUUAUUCAACAUUUGAAUAUAUGUAUAUAUAAUUAUAUAUAUGAUAAAAUUAUAUAUAAUUAUAUAAUGCCAAAUGGCCUUUCUAAGCAAGAUACUGUUCAGACCUAAUAAAGUGCUUGAGAUUUUAA